AGAGACCCCGGGACCACCGAGCUGAUGGCAUCUUCCACUCCUCCGUCUGCAACCUCCUCGAACUCGGGAGCAGAUCCUAAUACUACCAACCUGCGCCCUACAACAUAUGAUACUUGGUGUGGCGUAGCCCAUGGAUGUACCAGAAAACUGGGCCUGAAGAUCUGUGGCUUCUUGCAAAGGACCAAUAGCCUGGAAGAGAAGAGUCGCCUUGUGAGCGCCUUCAGGGAGAGGCAGUCCUCCAAGAACCUGCUUUCCUGUGAAAACAGUGGAGACGCGGGUGCCCGCUUCCGGCGCACAGAGACCGACUUCUCCAAUCUCUUUGCUCAAGAUCUCCUUCCGGCUAAGAACGGGGAGGAGCAAACCGUGCAGUUCCUGCUCGAGGUGGUAGACAUACUCCUCAACUAUGUCCGCAAGACGUUUGAUCGCUCCACCAAGGUGCUGGACUUCCACCACCCACACCAGUUGCUGGAGGGAAUGGAGGGCUUUAAUUUGGAGCUGUCUGACCACCCCGAGUCUCUGGAGCAGAUCCUAGUUGACUGCAGAGAUACCCUAAAGUAUGGGGUUCGUACAGGUCAUCCUCGAUUUUUCAACCAGCUCUCUACGGGUUUGGAUAUCAUUGGUUUAGCUGGUGAAUGGCUGACAUCAACCGCCAAUACCAACAUGUUUACGUAUGAGAUUGCACCUGUGUUUGUUCUCAUGGAACAGAUAACACUUAAGAAGAUGAGAGAGAUCAUCGGAUGGUCAAGUAAAGACGGUGACGGGAUAUUUUCUCCUGGGGGAGCCAUAUCCAACAUGUACAGCAUCAUGGCUGCUCGCUACAAGUACUUCCCGGAAGUCAAGACAAAGGGCAUGGCUGCUGUGCCCAAGCUCGUUCUCUUCACCUCAGAGCACAGUCACUAUUCCAUAAAGAAAGCUGGGGCUGCGCUUGGCUUUGGAACCGACAAUGUGACUUUGAUAAAGUGCAAUGAAAGGGGGAAGAUAAUUCCAGCUGAUUUAGAGGCAAAAAUUCUUGAAGCCAAGCAGAAGGGAUACGUUCCCCUCUAUGUCAACGCAACUGCCGGCACAACUGUUUACGGAGCUUUCGAUCCAAUACAGGAGAUUGCGGACAUAUGUGAGAAAUACAACCUGUGGCUCCAUGUGGACGCUGCCUGGGGUGGUGGGCUGCUCAUGUCCCGGAAGCACCGCCACAAACUCAGCGGCAUAGAAAGGGCCAAUUCAGUUACCUGGAACCCUCACAAGAUGAUGGGUGUGUUGCUACAGUGCUCUGCCAUUUUGGUCAAGGAAAAGGGUAUACUCCAAGGAUGCAACCAGAUGUGUGCAGGGUACCUCUUCCAGCCGGACAAACAGUAUGAUGUCUCCUAUGAUACCGGGGACAAGGCGAUUCAGUGCGGCCGCCACGUGGACAUCUUCAAGUUCUGGCUGAUGUGGAAAGCCAAGGGUACUGUGGGAUUUGAAAAUCAGAUCAACAAAUGCCUGGAGUUGGCUGAAUACCUCUACGCCAAGAUUAAAACCAGAGAAGAAUUUGAGAUGGUUUUUGAUGGUGAGCCUGAGCAUACAAAUGUCUGCUUCUGGUACAUUCCACAAAGCCUCCGAGGGGUUCCAGAUAGCCCUGAGCGUCGAGAAAAGCUGCACAGGGUGGCUCCCAAGAUCAAAGCCCUGAUGAUGGAGUCAGGGACAACCAUGGUUGGCUACCAGCCACAGGGGGACAAAGCCAACUUCUUCCGGAUGGUCAUCUCCAACCCAGCCGCCACCCAGUCUGACAUCGACUUCCUCAUUGAGGAAAUAGAAAGGCUGGGCCAGGACCUGUAA
Arvicola amphibius (Eurasian water vole) is the source of this 1809-nucleotide messenger RNA. It is a transcript of the gene Gad1, whose product is annotated as glutamate decarboxylase 1. The record is from RefSeq and is a predicted model, not a curated record. The transcript is spliced from 16 exons. Gene Ontology annotation, cellular component: presynaptic active zone; cytoplasm. The coding region runs from base 25 to 1809 and encodes 594 amino acids. Gene Ontology annotation, molecular function: pyridoxal phosphate binding; glutamate decarboxylase activity. NCBI's taxonomy places the organism in Eukaryota, Metazoa, Chordata, Mammalia, Rodentia, Cricetidae. Gene Ontology annotation, biological process: GABA biosynthetic process.